Vollenhovia emeryi is the source of this 932-nucleotide messenger RNA. RefSeq lists its product as uncharacterized. The record is from RefSeq and is a predicted model, not a curated record. NCBI's taxonomy places the organism in Eukaryota, Metazoa, Arthropoda, Insecta, Hymenoptera, Formicidae. The transcript has 2 exons. Gene Ontology annotation, molecular function: nucleic acid binding; zinc ion binding. Bases 4 to 810 code for a protein of 268 amino acids.
CAAAUGUUGGGCAACAUGCUUCUGAACCAUAUGGGUCCCAUUGGCCAAGAAAUCCAUAGAACGUUUGUUUUCUACGAUACCGAACCGAUGGAGGAUUUAAGCGUGUUAAUUAAAAAAUUUGAUAUAUACUACAUAUACGGGGAUGAAAAAAGAGACUGCGAAGACAUCGACAAAUAUAUAAACGAUUUGAAAUCCAUCGCUAUCGCAAUGAAUUGCGUUGAUCCCGCGUUGGUUGUGAAGGAAAAAAUUAUACAAGAUAUAUGUGCUCAACUUUUCACGGGAAUAGUUACGUUUCUCCAAGAAUAUAAAGGAAAACUGGUACCGUACUUGCGUUCGUUGGAGCUCGACGAUAUUAUUCUAUUCUGCAAACAGAGCGAAAUGGCGCAAAAUAUGGAGGAACCCCCGAGGCAGGACUUUCACUAUGCCAAGUCGACUGCAUUAGAAUGUAUUCGAUGUGAUACCGUGCAUAAACGAAAUCAAUGUCCGGCUUGGGGCGUCCAGUGCAACAGGUGCAAGCAAUUCAAUCACUUUACGGAAAAUUGUAAAUUUAUGUACAUAGACAAUUGCACCAAAUGCGGAACGAGUCACGUUCUGACACAUUGUCCAGCGUAUGGCGAACUGUGCACAAAAUGCGGCAAGAGAAAUCAUUUCGCGUCCAAGUGCCAAAUUCCCUUUAUGAACAAUUGCUGGAAAUGCGGUACGAGUCAUGUGGCAACCAUGUGUCCGGCGCAGGGUCGAACAUGCCGUUAUUGUAAUAAACUGAAUCAUUUGGAAGAACGAUGCGCGAACAGGUGUAAAAAUGGUCAGUAGCGAAUCUACAGUGAUCGCUCACUUAUUUUCUACUAAAUAAUGGUAGUAGUAGUUUCAAAUAUCUAUGUCCAAAAAGUUUUAACUCUAUAUUAAACAAAAUAUACACAGCAUGUUAUAUCAAA